GGGCAAACAUUAUUACUACCCAACUGUUAGAAGUAAAUUUUCACCUGGGACAUACUGUGAAUAACAUGCUUUAGUUGGAUAACACGACUCUGUUACAUAUUUGGAUAGUUCAUAAUGUUCCGUUUAGUUUGAUUGGAUAUGUAUUCAAUUUAGUCCAUGGAUGUUGCUGUUUUACCCGAUUUUGCUGAAGUCCCCCUCCCCACCCAUCCCGAACACUGCCUGUGAUAUUCUCAACCACAAUGGUUCCAUUGUACAAAGAUGUUCUAAUAGGAAUUGCUGCAUUCUUAUGCCUGGUCACAAGAGUCUCAAGUAACAACCCACCAACAAUCAUAGGGCCGAAUGCCCCAGUUACAGAGUAUGAAAAUAUACCUGUGGGCAAAGUUCUCUUCACCUUAACUGCCCGUGAUAGUGAUGAUAGUCGAGUGACGUUUUCCACAGAUCCCUUAAGCCCUGACACAAAUGAGCUGGUAACACUGGUGCAGACAGGCAAAUUAACUGCCCAAGUCAAAUUGAAAAAGAAGUUAGAUAGAGAGACGAAAGAUCAAUAUGAAUUAAAAUUCCAAGCCACAGAUUCAGCAUCAAAUAAAGGUGUCAUAAAUGUGAAUCUGAUUGUUUUUGAUGUGAAUGACAACGCGCCAGAGUUUCAAGGUUCAUACGUCAAGGAUGUACCAGAGAACACUCCUGUUGGCACUGUGAUAUUUGAUGUAACUGCCACAGAUAAAGAUACAGGAGCUGGUGGGUCAGUCACAUACAAACUAGCUCCUGGUGAAAGUGAUAUGUUCACUAUCAAUGCUGCCUCUGGUGCUGUCAAACUAGCCAAGCCCUUGGACUACGAGACAAAAACGACAUACAAUAUCAAGGUCAUUGCCUCGGAUAGUGAUGCAUCCAACCCAUUAUCUACGCCAAGGACGUUGGUUGUGAAUGUCAAAGAUGUCCAGGAUACCGCACCUUUAUUCUUGAAUCUGCCAUAUGCUGCUACUAUUGUGGAAAACCUUGCCGCGGGUUCAUCGGUGUUCCAAGUCACAGCCAUAGAUGGUGACAAACAGGUGCCAAAUAAGAUCAAAUAUUCACUAAAUGGAGCUGGGUCAGAAAAGUUUGACAUUGGUAUCAAGACUGGCCUGAUAACAGUGAAAGUGCCUCCAAAUAGAGAAGAUAGCAACAUAUUAGCCAAUAAUGGUGUCCUUAGUAUCAAAGUCAAGGCUGAAGAGGUCACAACUAAUCCUCAAGGAGUCACGACCGCGGAGACAACAAUCCAAAUCAAAAUCACUGACGUGAAUGAUGAAACACCAACAUUUAAUCAGCCGAGUUUCACGGGAAAGAUUCUGGAGAAUUCCCAGCCAGGGAGUUUAGUCACCUUCAUCCCAACAAAUACGGAGAUGUCAGUCACCGACAAGGAUCAAGGGAUCAAUGCCAAAUUCAAACUUGAGGUCAAGAAGGGUGGGAAGGGUUAUGGGACAUUUGAGGUGGUGCCAACGAUUGUUUACGGAUCUCAGCAAAACGUUCAGAUUAAAGUGAAAAACUCCACAGAAUUAGAUUUCGAGAAAGUCAAGGAGUUGAUAUUUGAUGUCGUUGCCACAGAAACUGACACAACGGAAAAGAGAACCAGCAAGGCUGCUGUGAAGGUCAUCAUUGAAGAUGCCAAUGAUAAUUACCCAGUGUUUGCACAGAAAGUCUAUAAAGCCAAUAUCCCUGAAAACUCUGCCAAGGGAACAAAAGUGAUUACAAUCACAGCGACUGAUAAAGACACUGGUGUUUUUGGACAGCUGAAGUAUUCAUUGAAAGGUGCUCAAGUUGGCAAUGGUUUUAUUGAAGAUUAUCGCUACAAAAGAUUUGUUGUUAACGAAAACACUGGAGAAAUCACAACAAGUAAAGAUGCCAUAAAGGAUAAGACCAUACUUGACCGAGAAACAAUUAAUACGUAUUACAUCACUUACGAGGCAACAGAUGGGGGUAACUCUAAAGCAACCACUAUGUUAGAGAUCUCGUUGACAGACCAGAAUGAUAAUCCACCCAUAUUUGUGCGAAAUAGCUAUGAGGGACAUGUAAAGGAAGGAGACACCAAGUUGGAAAGAGAAGUUAAAGUUGAGGCAACUGACCGUGACCUUGGGCCAGUCAAUAACAAGGUUGUUUACUCCAUAACUGGAGGUGACCCUAAAAACAACUUUACAAUAGAUCCAAAUACUGGUAUCAUAGGACUGAAUGGUCCACUGGAUAUUGAGAGUAUGGACCCAAGCUUGAAGUUCAAGUAUAACCUCACAGUCACAGCCACGGACAAGGGCACACCACCACUUAGUAAUUCUGUUCAUGUGGUGAUCACAGUACAGGAUAAAAAUGACAACACCCCCUAUUUCACUUCAUGUCCAAAUGCCAGCAUCCCAGAGUCAACAAAACCUGGGGCAAAGGUUUCAAGGGUUGAAGCCAAGGAUGAUGAUAUGAAGGGCAGUAUCAAUAGCGAAGUAUUGUACAGGAUCGACUCAGGUGGCUCGGACAAGUUCCGUGUUGAUGGAACGACUGGCCAAGUCACGGUCGAAACUGGUGCCAACCUUGACCGUGAUCUCUUUCCAAAGGAAUACAAUGUAAAGAUGUUAGUGAUAGAUCGUGGCACCCCAUCUAGAACUGGUUCCUGCGUUGUUACAAUAACCAUCACCGAUGUAAACAAUAAACCACCAAUAUUCAACCCGACAUCUAAACGGAUCAAGGUGUUGGAGAAUGUUAAUGUCGGGCAUCUUGUUGAUACAUUCACUGCUACGGAUAGUGACGAAAAUGCGGAUAUUGAGUACAGUAUCUUGCUGGAUAAGAUCACUGCUGAGGACGAGAACGGACAACCUGUCAUACCAAGCAAAUAUAACUUUAAGGGUCUGUUCAAGAUCGAUCCGAAGACUGGUAAGGUAACAGUGGCAAACAAACUGGACCGGGAAGCGGCUGUAGAGAUACGAUUGGCUAUCAAAGCAGUUGAUAGGAAGGCACCUGAUCCAAACACACAAACUGCUUUAGGUGUCCUUGAUGUCGUUGUCCAGGACGUCAAUGACAACCCACCCAUCUUCAAACCUAGCAAAAACUACAUCGUUCAGUUGUAUGAAAGUGCUGCAACAGGUGCAGAAGUCACAACAGUCCUUGCAAUCGACCUCGACCAGUCUACCACAGUCAGAUAUGAGAUAGACCAGGAUCAAUCUCAUACAUUCGAAUUCAAGAAUCCUGGCGUUGGAACCAUAACAUUGAAGAAGACAUUGGACAGAGAACAGAAUGAAUGGCUCAACUUCACCGUGAAGGCAAUAGACAGCGGUAAGCCCCCAGAGACAAGCGUUGCUACAGUAUCGGUCCAUGUCCAAGACAUCAACGAUAACAGUCCGGUGUUCCUCCCCUUCAAAUCUGUGGUAGAGGUCUCUGAAGAUGCGAGUGUUGGGCUUGUUAUUGCCAAUAUGUCUGCUGUGGACAAGGACCAAGGAAGCUAUGCCAAGAUAUUCUAUACACUGAAUGCAGAUAAGGAAUUCACCAUCAAUAGUGCAACGGGUGUGGUAACAUUGUACAAGAAGCUAGACCGUGAGAGAAAAGAUACAUACACUUUGACCAUCACUGCUGCUGAUAACAAUAAUCAGGCAUCAAACGGUGUUGAGCCGAGGACGAAGGAAGAAAGGUUCACUGUAAAGGUGUUGGACGUCAACGAUCAAACGCCGACAUUUACCAAACCCGUCUACACACACACUGUGCAAGAAACUGCUCCUCUGAACCAAGUCUUUGUGACCUACACUGCUACAGAUAAAGACAUCGCUGACAAUGCAAAGUUAACUUAUAGCUUUGAUGCAGCUGGGUCAAAUGGGACAGCAGUUUUUGCCAUUAAUGCUGUGACUGGGGGCAUCAGUCCAAAGAAACCACUCACAGAGAAUAUUGGCUGUUAUAAACUGAAGGUUGUCGCGACUGACCAUGGGAAGACACCGAAUUCUGGUUCAACGCUGGUGAAUAUCUGCAUUGAGGAUUUGAAUAACAAUCCACCCAGGAUUAUUGAACCACCACUGGAUAAUGCAACAUUCUCUGUUGUAGAGGGCCAAAAACCAAACAUCUCAGUGACACAAGUAAAGGCAACUGACCCAGAUACGAGUGGUACGAUUCGGUUCAAAUUCUCCGAGUCUGUAGCUUAUUCAAAGCAGUACUGGAAGGAGUUCAACAUCGAUAGUGUGACAGGGAAAAUUAUUAUGAUCACAGAGCCUGAUCAUGAGAGGAUUGAUGAGUAUUUUCUUCAGGUGAUAGCAACAGACGGAGUGCAUGAGACACGCCGGGACAUCAAAGUGAAGAUAGAUGACAUUGAUGACAACCUUCCAAUGUUUGAUACCUCCAAGAUUAAGACCCCAUUUGAGAUGAGUGUACAAGAGGAAGGAAUACCUGCGAAUGGAAUCGUUGGAACAGUGCCAAGUGCCAUUGAUCUUGAUUCAAAUCUGAAGAACAACUCUCUGAUUUGUUAUUAUAUUGUUGGUGGUGACCCAGACUUCUACUUCCGUCUGAAUAGAGAAACACGUGUGUUGACCAUUACCAAGAAGAUCGACAGAGAAUCCAGUUAUCUACAUGGAACGUCUCAUGUCGAUCUGGUGAUCAAAGCUAUGCACAUUUGCAGCGAUUCUUAUGAUCGGGAGAAGGCCAGUACUAUUAGAAAAAGGCGUGCCAUUACGGUUGUGAAUGACCUGAAUCGAUUCAAACAAGUCUACAACGCCUCAGAUAAGUCUUUGCUACCAGUUGUGGUCAAUGUUCAUGAUAUCAAUGACAACCCGCCAAAAUUCAGGAUAAAGGACUUCAGUGCAGGUGUUACAAGAGAUACACAGGUCUACUCUACUGUCAUGAAUUUUGCUCCUUAUGUGAUUGACAAAGACAUUGGGCCUAACGCAGUCAUCACGUACGAGAUCAAGGACACCAUAAAGAUAACACCGCCUGAGCUGAAGGAGCAGAUCCGUGCCAGGAUUGUGGACUAUAAAGUCUUCAUCUUAAAUCACACAACAGGCAUUCUCAAGACGAAUAUGUUCUUCCAAGACAACAUGCAAGGCUACUUUAAGUUUACUGUCAUUGCCAAGGAUAGUGCUGGACAUAUGGACUCAGCACAUGUGUGGAUCUACAUGUUGAAUGCUAACCAGCGUCUCAAGGGUGUUUUCCGAGCUGAUACCGAGGCUAUCGGGAAGAUAAAGGAUGAAUUUGCUGCGUUUUUGUCAAAUAUCAUCAAGGCCCGCAUCAAUGUUGAUAUGAUAACCACUCAUAAAGAUGAUGACGGUAAAUCGAAUGACAAAUUGACUGACCUGUUUUUCCAUGCUGUCAACAAUUCCACAGGAGAGAUCAUGCCUGCUCGAACAGUUCUAGACCUGAUUGACCAGAAUUAUGACGAUCUCAUCAAGUUCUUCAAUAAAUACAACAUCAUCAAAAUUGUGCUUGCAGUUCCACCAGUCACGGAGAAGGACAGUGUCAAGGACUUUAAGCUGGCACUUGGUCUUGUAGCUAUUAUACUGGGCAUCUUUCUCAUUGUGACGUGUUUGAUCUGCUUUUGUUGUCGGAGGAAAUACAAGCGGAAGCUGCGAGCUGCAACAGCUAUGGCUUUCGGGUCCAAAGAAUCUGGUCUAAAUCGCCUCGAGAUGCCUGGGACAAAUCUCCACACUUAUGAGGGAUCAAAUCCAAUCUGGUUGGAGACUUACCAAAAUAAUUGGGCAAAAGAAGAAGACCAGGACAGAACUAAGCCCAUCAAUGACAGUAAAAACUCUCUUGAUGAUAAUGUGAUCGAGCCAUCUGCAACAAAAACUUAUGACGAACAAGAAAUAACUUUGGAUCUCUUCAACGAUGAAUACGAUGGAUUUAACAAGGUGCCAGAAUUACGAAAUGAUGGCGACACAGUCUUAGCCGCUGCUAUUAAAGAACAUGAACAUGCAAAAAAUCGAAGAAACAAUGAUUUAAAUCAGGACUAUAGAAAACCGGAUAUGAACAGUAAAAGUCCUGUCGUAAACGGGUACACGAAUUUUGCAUUGGAGCCUGAUUCAGCGCAGAAUAAUAAUAUUGGUUUAGAAACCACUGAUAUAUAAUGGUGCUUAUAAUUUCUGUUCCACCACCAUUUUCACGACGUCAGUAUUUUUCUUGGAGCUUUUUGUACUGCCAAUAUGAAGUGUUGACACAAAAACUAAAUUACCACAGUGUAGAAUAAAUAUUAGGGUAACAUUUGGAAGCUGUGUGCGUAGGUCAAACAAGCUUCGAACAAUAAUUGACACAAAAGUUUUUCCACAUUUUGAAUUGUGCUGAAGCUAGAGAGACAUCAAAAUGAUCUGAAGAAAAUCACCACCUAUUGUGAAUUAGUGUCAUGUGUGGUAAUGAUGAGGUUUGAAGUUGUGUGAAUGAACACUUUGUGUCAUUGGAGGGAAAUUCUCAUAAGGGACUUAAGUUUCUCACGAUUGGAUGACCUCACGUUAACAGGUCAAGGUCGCAAUUUUAAGGUCAAGGACGUUCCUUCAAGGUUUAAUGACUUUUAGUGCCUACAUGUUUGUUUAAAUGUGUGAUGAAGUUAAGUUUAAAAUAUUUGUGGGUGGUUUUGUUUAACAAGACAAAAUUAGCAGGAAACAUGCAGACACCUCUGGGCAUUUUGAGCAGAAUAGGUGGGAUAAAUAUUGCCACACCGGUUAUCAGUGCCACAUGGUCAUAAUGAAUCGCGUCCUUUCGUCAUGGAACAUUUUCUUCUAAUUGCUGAAGUUAUUCUUUCAUGUUGUACGUAUUCACAGUAUCAUCCAUCCUUUGAGAGUGUGCUAUCAUUUAAUGAUACUAUUUGUAAGAAAUCCAUCCCAAUUUUGAAUAUUCUAAAAUAUUGUUUGAUACAUUGCAACAUUUGGUCAAUGAGAGUAGAAUUAACUGCCUCUUUUGCAUGUUUAUGAUGUUAUAGCCCAUAAUCAAUGGCUACUUUUGAUAGCUCUGAAAUCAAAAUAUACCACGAGUCACUACCUCUUUUUGAUAGCUUACCAAAACAAUGUUUGUUUCAGAGGGAGUAUGUGUAGGCCUAUGAGAGGCAAAGGGGGAGUGACAAGGACAUGCUGACUGGCCUAGCCUACCCUCUAUCUCUGAAAGGGUUUCCUGCCGGACCGUCCUUCUAACUUAGCUGUAUAUAUAUAUAUAUCAUUAAAUGUCGAGGUUGCUUUGGUACUACUAACCAGAACCUUUUAGAUUUCUAGGUUCUCAACUAUAACUGUGAAACAAUUUUGGGAUCUUCCCUUUUGAUGUCCUAAAGAUGUUAUGGCUUCUAGAAGUGGUAGCGAUAAUUACAACGAAAUCUGUGCCUCAGGUCCGGUAUUUCAAUGUGAAAGAAUUGGCUAGCAUGGCUAAUACUUUACUGAUGUUACCAGUUUCAUAAUAUUGUAAGACAUGAAUGAUCCAUAAAAGUGUAAGACAUGAAUGAUCCAUAAAAGUGUAUCUUAAAGAAAGUAAAGGCCUUGUCCGUGCAUUCAAAGUCACUAACCAGGCAUUAGUGGACUAUGUUGAAGUCACUAUUUAACUUGGCAUUAGUGCUAUUAUGGCAAUGCCUUCUUUAGUCAAGUCCAGUAGCCUUUAACUAGAAUGAAUGCAAUACCAGUUGUUGUCUAGAAAAACUUGGGGCUGAUUUAGAGAUGACAUGGGACCUUCUGAUUCUAUUUAUUCCGCAUCUCACCAUGACAUGACUAUCUAUCUCUUAGAUGUUCUAUUUAUUCUCUGCUUUAUUGUUUAUUUCUCAAUAUGUUGAUACGUUCAUGAUCAAUCUCAAACAUUCCAUGUUCAUUAAAAUGGUCCACUAGAAGUAUUUUUAUUUAUUUACUUGAUUGAAAUAAAAAGAAUUUUUUUCAAAUGAUGUUCCCUUUUGAGGGUACACCCUUUCAUUCCAGGGAUAUAUUAUCUGUUUUAGAUUCUACUGAAUAUACUAAAAUACAAAAUUGUGUCUACAGACAACAAUGAGAGAGCAUGCUGUCCUUAUUCUGUAACCUUAGAAUCUCUUCUACUGCAUUAACAACUUCAACUUUUUCCAUGAUCUCCAGAAUCUCACGAGAAAGCUUUCUUUGUUGAAUAUCGUUAUUUGACUCCCAAAAAAUGUAGCGAUGUUCAUCUGUAUAUAUUUUACUGUAGUGUAUGGCUUACUUUUGAUCUGAGAAUUGAUGCAAGCUUCUGCAAUGGCUUUGUUAUUGACACUUCAUAUUUUACAAAGCUGCUGUAUAUUGUCAAUAAUUCUUUAAACAUAAAUAAACUGGAGCAUGACACCAAAAAUAUUUUUUGAGAAUAUUAAUAUUUGUGAAAAUGGUUGGGUUGACAUGUACGAGGUCCUUAUUUGUGUUCAUUGUUAUUUUAGGGGAGGGAGUGUCUUAGCUGAUUAAAAAGGGUUUUUUGCCCAGUUUAAUGUCAUUGUCAUAUUCUUUCGUCACCUUGCUGGCCAGCCAGUUCAAGUCUGGGGCUGUCUGAAGAAUAAUACAACCCAGAUAAUAUAUAAACUGGUACUUUUCAACAACUUGACUCCUUGGAGAACUACCUCGUGUUCCAAACUUGAAUGUCCAUCUAUUGUUGAUGUAAGCAUUCUCUGUUUGUCUCCCAAACGUCUGUCCAUCUACAUACAUUGCAUCCUUUGAAGCACAAAUGUUGUGUUGCUGUCUGCAUGAAGUCUUAAGUUUUACUGGUGUAUCAUUUUGAGCUUAGUUUCUCACCGAUUAAAAGAUACCUUAACUUGGUAUGAACUUCAAUAAGUGGAUGCUGCUUGUUACAUUGUAUAAUCAAAACUUGCGGUAGGGACCUGCAUUCUGUUCAAGGUUAGGUGAAUUACAGAUACUGUAGUUGUAGAUUUAUCUCUGCCUCAGACAGGAAACUAUUUUUGUAUGAACUGGAGCUGACCAACACUUUUAUAACAUAAUAAUGCAUUUGAAUCUUCAUUUUUCCAAGUUCUUUACUUGGUCUUUGUUCACACUGAUACUAUUAUGUUUGUAAAUAUUGAAUGUGAAUUGAUAAGUGAGUAUAUAGUUGUAAACCUUAUUUAUAAUUAAUUGAAAAUUUGUUCUAUUUUGAAUAUCAUCACAAUGAUUUUGUGCCUCAAGCAUAUACCAGCAUAUUUUUGCAAACCGUGCAUGUCAAAUUGCCCAGUCACACCACAAUGAUUUCAUUGACAGAAAGAGAUGUAGGCCUAUUUCUAAUACUAAUAGACUCAUUUUGAAUCAAGGGGAGGGGCUGAGUGGGAAAGCAUGCAUAUGUUCUGGUGACAUCAGUGUGGUUGGUCUGUGGCAAUUUAUAUAAUUUUGGUAGACUCUAAUUUCUUGAGUUUAGUUUAAGGUAUUUAAUUCAGAGCUCAAUAUUCGAUCACAUUCCAUCUUAUUUUAAAUGUUUGUAUUUUGUGAUCAACCAGUGGAACAAGGUAGAGUUCGGAGAGAGAGACUACUGUAAAUGUGGAAAUAUUUUAACAUUUUAUAAUACAGAUAAUUGUAAAAAUAUAUGAGGCAAAAAAUCUGAUUAAAGUUACUGUAACACGGUUGUCAAGACGCCAUAAAUUUUUUUAAAUGCCCACAAACUGUGUUCCCACACUAAUAUCACCUCCGGAUGUUGUGUACUGACUGAAUUGAUAGCUCAUUAUUCUGUAGAUAAAAACAUGGAACAAAUCAGUUACAAGGUGUAAAAAAGUUUUGUGCCAUUGAAAGUAUUAUGAGGUCUAGAUAUAAAUAUAAGAUUGAGUAAGUCCUUCCAAUGUUUCAUAUGCAUUUUCAAUGGCUGUACAAAACUUUUCUCCCCCUUUGACUUUGAAUAUAGCUUCCUGAAGCGGUUUAAAGUUUUCCAAGUUGAUAUUACAAUCAAUAAAAAUUUGUAUGCAUCACUUUA
Messenger RNA from Lineus longissimus, 9825 nucleotides. Its product is annotated as cadherin-23-like. Gene Ontology annotation, molecular function: cadherin binding; calcium ion binding. The coding region runs from base 240 to 6047 and encodes 1935 amino acids. The record is from RefSeq and is a predicted model, not a curated record. Gene Ontology annotation, biological process: cell morphogenesis; calcium-dependent cell-cell adhesion; homophilic cell-cell adhesion. The transcript is spliced from 37 exons. Gene Ontology annotation, cellular component: catenin complex; plasma membrane; adherens junction. Lineage: Eukaryota; Metazoa; Nemertea; Pilidiophora; Heteronemertea; Lineidae.